UCGAAGGAAAAGGGAAAUUUUUCAUCACUUCGAAGUUCCUGUAUAGGAGAAAGCUUGAAGUGCGCACAAUACACAGAACAAGUCUGAAAACGUAGCUCUGUAUUUCACACGAAGUUUACCUUUGGAGCAUGCGCAUAGGCCUAUGGAACGAGUAAAGAAUAAGCAGAGAUAAGGCAUUUUGGUUUCCGGAGCAGGACUACGUGGGUUAUACCUUUUAGCUGCAGGAAGUCGAUUUGCCGAUUUUCAAGAUGGUGCUUACCGGUUGCGCCAACUGUAUGAAGUACUUGCUCUUCAUCUUCAAUCUUCUUUUCUUUCUUUCCGGGGGAACAGUGUUAGCUGCAGGCGCCUAUCUCUUCACGCGCGAAGGCCCGUUCGCCACCCUCCUCCCCAGUUUCCCGUUCCUGAAUGCGGCGACUGUGACCAUGAUUGUGGGCGGGGUAAUCAUGCUCGUAUCUUUUCUGGGAUGCUGUGGGGCUAUUCGCGAGAAUGCCUGCAUGGUGUUUACAUAUUUUGUCCUGAUGUCUGGUAUUCUGAUCGUUGAGAUGAUAGCGGGCGGGCUAGGCAUCGCUAAUAGGAAUCAGGUGGCAGCGUUCGUGGAGAAGGACCUAACCCAGAACGGCCUGCCGCUGUACGGUACGGUGGGGCAGCAGGGACUAAGCACGGCAUGGGAUCGAAUGCAAAACUUCUUGUUGUGUUGCGGUGUUACCAAUGCGACGGACUGGCAGCAGUUUCAUCCGCGAUUGUACGGGCGGGGGCAGACGCCUGAUUCAUGCUGCGUGACGCACAUAGGAGGCUGUGGUAUUGACCCGCUGGCGGACAAAUGGGAUAGGGGUUGUAAGGACGCUUUGGUUGAGGAACUACGGAGGCACAUAGGGGCCGUCGGAGGCAUUGGAAUUGGCGUGGGUGUAUUUCAGAUUCUUGGCAUCGUCUUCGCCUUCAUCAUGUGGAGGUCCAUCCGGAACGAGCACGGAUCAACCUACGUGUAAACUGCACCCUCUGUCGGCGGAGGUAUAAACAGCGCCAACUGUAAACAGCGCCAACAACUGGUGGCCUGGAUGUGAAACGGCGGGAACUCUAAAACAAAAAAAAC
Messenger RNA from Patiria miniata (bat star), 1090 nucleotides. RefSeq names its product tetraspanin-4-like. Lineage: Eukaryota; Metazoa; Echinodermata; Asteroidea; Valvatida; Asterinidae. The coding region runs from base 249 to 986 and encodes 245 amino acids. Gene Ontology annotation, cellular component: membrane. The transcript has 7 exons. The record is from RefSeq and is a predicted model, not a curated record.